GAAAGUCAACAGGUGCAGCUUCCCCAAUCACUUGCUAGAUAUGCUCCUGAUGAAUUUCUGCCUACUGCCUUCUGCAUCUCUCCAAGGCACAGUGCUUCCCCAGAAUGUGGCCCAAUAUAGUAACUAUCUGGGUACCAUUUUAGGUUCAGACCUAGAAGAACGGACAAAGAAGACAUCCCUAAUGAUUCUAAGAUAUUUCAUUGCAGCACUGCAAAUAAGGCUACGUCAGUCUUUCCAGUGUCUUUCUGCUAAACAGUGAAGUACUCAGUGUCACUGCUGAAAUACACUUUCCAUUUCCUCAUAGGAAGGAAUCCCAAGCAUGAAGACGCUGCUUUUGCUUAUAAAUAUUCUUGGCUUAGCCAUUCCUUCCCCGAUCAAAAAGAGUGAAAUUCUACUCAGAAGAGGCUAUGGAGGCAAUAUUAAUGCAAUUUAUGCCGAUAAUGGAGUCUUAAAUACUGGUUCUGCUAAUGAGAAUGGGGACCAGCAGAAUGGAAAUGAUGGCCAACAAGAAGAAGAUAUAUUUCUUAAUCUCACCAAAGAAUAUGUUAUUGCUGAAGAAGUAUCUACAGUUGAUUCAAUCCCUCUCCAAGAAGCCUAUCAACAUGAGGCUGAGAGUCUGGUGCUCUCUAGGGACACCAACCUUGAGCAGGCCAAAGGCAACAGUCAGAAUAGCACACAGGAAACUGUGGACCCAUAUGCUAAGUUCCCAACAGGGAAGGAUGUUAAUAAUCAUAAUCCAGACCUUACCAAGAAGAGCAGCAAUGUUGAACAAAAUAGCACUGAACGUUUGAGAGAGAGAAAUGGAGUCCAUGCUCCCAUAUCAACAGAACACCUUGUCCCUUCAGAAGCAGGUAGCUUUGCUGACAAACAGCAUAUUGAGGAAUUCCACCCUACCAGUGACCUGACGACAACAAAAAAUGUUGGUGUACUAUACAGGGAUCAAUAUCAUAGUUCUGAUAGCUACCAUUUUAGUGAUGAAGGCAUGCAAGAAGAUGACCCAGGUUAUGCCGAUGACUCAGAUUCUAGCCAGCAGGAAGAGAGCCAGAGCAAUUCCAGUCAGCAGCCUGGGGAACCAAAUAAUCCAAGUGGUUCAAAUGAAGAAGGAUCAGAACAUUCCAGCACUUCAGGAGACUCAAGAAGCCCAAAUGACUCCAAUGGCUCCCCUGACUCUAGCAGCCCCAAUGACUCCAGCAGCGACAGUGACUCUAGUGAUUCCAGCAACUCCAGUGAUUCCAGCAGCUCCAGUGACUCCAGUGAUUCCAGCAGCUCCAGUGAUUCCAGUGAUUCCAGCAGCUCCAGUGACUCCAGUGAUUCCAGCAGCUCCAGUGACUCCAGUGAUUCCAGCAGCUCCAGUGACUCCAGAGAUUCCAGCAGCUCCAGUGACUCCAGAGAUUCCAGCAGCUCCAGCAGCAAUAGUGACUCUAGUGAUUCUAGCAGCUCCAGUGACUCCAGUGAUUCCAGCAGCUCCAGUGACUCCAGUGAUUCCAGCAGCUCCAGUGACUCCAGUGACUCCAGCAGCUCCAGUGACUCCAGUGAUUCCAGCAGCUCCAGUGACUCUAGUGAUUCCAGUGAUUCCAGCAGCUCCAGUGACUCUGAUUCCAGUGAUUCUAGCACCUCCAGUGACUCCAGUAGCUCCAGUGAAUCUAGUAAUUCCAGCAGCUCCAGUGAUUCCAGUGACCCUAGUGAUUCCAAAAGCUCUAGUGGAUCCAGUGACUCUAAUGAUUCCAGUGACUCUAGCAGUUCCAGUGAAUCUAGUAAUUCUAGCAGCUCUAGUGACUCCAGUGAUUCCAGUGAUUCUAGCAACUUUUCUGAGUCCCAAAGUUCCAGUGAUGCUGAUGAUUCCAGUAGUCACAGUGAUUCAAGCAGUUCCAGUGCUUCUAAUAUCUCUGAUAGUUCUGACAAGAGUAGCUCCAAUGAUUCUGGCAACUCCAGUGAUUCUAGCAGUUCCAAAUCAAUAAACAAGAAGUAGAUAAAUAGACCUGAUGACAUCAAGAGACAUCACCACUAAAGUAAAAGCUGCAGCCUGUAAACAAAAUAUGACCCAACAGUAGAAUUGGGAGCAAAAUUGUGAGAGUGGCAGGCAGUGAAAGCACUUGCAGCGAUCCUGAGGCAACUUUAGAGUCCUUAGGAACAUUUCAGGAUUUGCUUUUGUUGCUGCAUUGCUCCUGAAGGCAUGAAAGGCAAAUGUGAUUAUUUUGUUUAAAAAUAAUUCCUAACCAUUUCCAGAUACAUUUAGUAUCUUCAAUUCUGCUCCAUUAAUCUGGCCAUUGCAAAAGGCCAACUCAAAAGGCCAAGAAAAGGCUUUCUAAAAAGUACUCUUGCAAAACUAUGAAGCUAUUCACAAGCACAAGCAAAACUGGGCUAAGGAAGUCCAGCCCAGUUUUGCCUGCACAUCUAGAUUGAGCCAGAUCCUGGUGGUCCUACGGCAGCAAACCCACCUCUGUAGCCACCCUCUAAUAUGAGGAUAGGAGAGAGAGUGCUCUCCUAACCCACUUUUUCGGAUUGUCUGCAAGCCCUGGCUGCUUGAGGAGCCUCCCAGCCAGCUUAGGGGAGGAAGGAGCCCCAUAAUGCACUGUGCAUUUGCGCGGUGCAUUAUGGUUGCUCUGGGGGGGAAUGUGGGGUGAUGCUACCAGUAGUAGCUGGUAAUUGUCUGGGCGGGUGAUCUGCCUGCUGAAGAAGGAGCCGUGGGUCAUCUGUGGGGAGGUAAGCUUUUUAAUGCUUCCUCCCCAUAGCCCUCUUGCCCUUUCUCACUGGUCAUAAGAAAGGGCUCUAUAUUUCUUAGGGUUCUCUGGGGAACUCAAACAAUCCCCAGAUUUGUUUGGGCAUACCAGGAUAGUUACAUCUGUCUUCCGUUUGUAGUGAGGAAGCACUCUUAAAAUAUAUAUUUACACCGGUUUAGUAAUUCCCUCUUCCCAGAGAUUCCUUGGGAUUUUAGUACUGAGGCGAGGGGAUUAAAGAUUUCUAACACAGCUUCUCAGGAUUAUUUGGGAGAAGCCAUGAGAAUUAAAGUAGUAGAAAGCCAAUAUAAGUAGGUGAUAUAGUUCUGCUUUGAUUGCUAUUUGCCCUUCAGCAAUUCACUAAUAGCAAAUACUGCACAGUGAAGGUUGCUCCCAAGCAAAUCCUAUGGGGCAUGGUGAACUCCCUCAAUUACAGUACUAGAGCAUUUCCAAAAUAGUUCGUGGUGUCUUUGUACUAUUAGUUGCUGCAAACCGGUCUACCUUGAAGUUAGCUUAAGUUAUUUUAAUCGGACUGCUGAUUAAACUGAAAAUUAAUGCAAUCAGAUGACAGAUUCACUGUGCAGUCAAAUACAACCAGCAUUAACUCAACUCUUAUAUGCUGGAACAAAGUGAAGAUACGCAAAAUUUGCCACAUGAAAACAAAAUGAGAAGUGCUAUUCAGACUUGGUGGGAAAUAAAUCCCUGGGUGCAGGUACCAUCACUAAUACCAAUAGGUUUCUGUUACCAGAAUGGUGCCUUAAUACACCUUUUGGACAAUAGACUGUUGUCUUCAAAGUGCUACAACUGGAGGGAAAGGUAUCCGCUGCCCAUAUUGAAGAAGAUAGACAAAUCCCUCACUCUUGCAUUCUCUGUGGGGUUUUUGACAUUUGUUUUCCUUACUUAUUUCGGGAGCUGUGGCUUCCUUUUAGACCUAGGGUGUGGAAACCUUACAACACAACAAAGUUAGUGUGCUGAAACUGUCAAAAGGACAACCCCAGGCUGUGCUGUAAAUAUCCUGACAGAACUGGGCCAAAAUCCCUUUCAAGAUGCUUAGAGGAAAUUAUAAUUUUAAAAAAUAAACACACAGAUUGCAAGCUC
Molecule: messenger RNA, 3815 nt
Organism: Hemicordylus capensis (graceful crag lizard)
Lineage: Eukaryota; Metazoa; Chordata; Lepidosauria; Squamata; Cordylidae
Product: dentin sialophosphoprotein-like
Exons: 4
Coding region: 320-1969 (549 amino acids)
Source: RefSeq, a predicted model, not a curated record